Rhipicephalus sanguineus (brown dog tick) is the source of this 7982-nucleotide messenger RNA. RefSeq names its product myelin regulatory factor-like protein. The record is from RefSeq and is a predicted model, not a curated record. NCBI's taxonomy places the organism in Eukaryota, Metazoa, Arthropoda, Arachnida, Ixodida, Ixodidae. Gene Ontology annotation, molecular function: sequence-specific DNA binding; DNA-binding transcription factor activity. Gene Ontology annotation, biological process: protein autoprocessing; positive regulation of DNA-templated transcription. Bases 223 to 3891 code for a protein of 1222 amino acids. The transcript is spliced from 26 exons. Gene Ontology annotation, cellular component: nucleus; endoplasmic reticulum membrane.
GCGGCGUUCAGCCAGCGCCGAGCAGCCAGCGCUGCGCAAGUGACAGUGAACAUGGUGCCUCGCCGUUCGCGACGCUUUUGUGUGGCCAGCUAGCGGUGCCUUCCGACGUGUUUCGAGUGUGCGUGCACCAGUGACCAUGGUGGGUUCCUGAUCGACGUCGUAACCCGGAGUUACCACACCGGUGCCGCUCAAUCGGUCCCCGAAAACACAACGACGCGCGUCAUGGAUGUGGUCGGCGAGGACCAAGCGCUGCAGGCGGUCUUGGGCCGAACUGACUUCGGCGGCAUCGACAACGACGCCCUCGACUUCAGCCAGCUCGAAGACUACAUCAACAACGACGGCAACAUCUACUUCCACGAUGAGCUGGUGAGUGGCGAGCCCCCGACGCCUGGCAAGCGACCGUGCGCUCCCGCUCCGUCCACACCGGCUGGCUCCGGCCUCGGCUCUCUGGGACAGCGCGACGUACUGCCUUCCGUGGCCGCUCUGCUGCACGGAGCUCUCUCGCCGGCAGAGGCCGCCGUCAGCGCACCCCAGCCCACGGCAAACUCCGGCCAAACGCUCGGGAACGGAAGCCGGCAGCAUCUACUUCCGGAAAGUCCACCUGACAGCGGUUCGGAGCCUCCCUUCUCACCCAUCGCAGAUGCAGCGGACGGGGCAAAGGUGACCGGUGCCGGCCACGUGAUGCAGUCGUCACCGAGGCAGGCUCCUCCCAUUCUGCCGCUACAUCUGUCCUACCACCCGGCAACUUCGGUGCAGCACCAGCAACCUCCACCCCCACACCUUUCUGCCACGCAGGCCCCUGGAGGCUUCCAGACCAGGGAUGCAAGUGGAGCUGCCAGUGGUCAUGGUUUGCAACUCCUGCCUGGUAACCUUGCCACUGACAGCGAGCAGCAGCAACAACAGCAGCAGUUACUCAGCAUGCUCAGCAUGCCUCCCCAGCAGUCAUCUGUUGUACCACUCUACAGAAGGUUUCUCCAGCAGCAGGCACACCUUCAAGAUCUGGAAGAUCUGGGACGAGAUGACUUCAUGCGUGACGAGAUUCCCGACUGCUCAGGGGGCUCUAAUCCUAAGAGGAGACGACUUUCUGAUGCAAGUCAAUCAAAUGGCCUUGUACAAGUGAAGCAGGAGCCAGCUGGGCCUUCAGCAAUGGCAACGACAUCAUCAGUGACAACAGCAGCGGCGGCAUCCGAUGCUGUUGCGCCUUCGCUGUCUCUCGUGGAUGACGAGUGCAGCUAUGACGCUGCUGCGGGCGGCAGUUCGCUCGACGGAAGUGGCUUCGCGGACACUAACGUGCCCUGCAUUAGCUUCCAAAACUUCCAGGAGCACACGUGGCUCCCACUCCACGACAGGACCCUCCAACCAUUGCAGCCAGUUGUGUUCCGGGCCGAUGCAGACAAGGGGUUCAACUUCAGUGCCGCAGAUGAGGCGCAUGUUUGCCAGAAGAAAAACCACUUCCAAGUCACCGUGCAUGUGCAAGCCUUUGGGGAUCCUGCCUAUGUCAAGGUCCCCGAUGGACGCCUGCAGAAGAUUGAUGCCUUCUACCUGCAUUUCUUUGGUGUCAAGAGGGAGUCACCAUCGCAGACCAUCAAAGUGGAACAGUCACAAGCUGACCGCACCAAAAAGCCUUUCUAUCCCCUUCCGGUCGACUUGAGCAACAAUCAAGCUGUGAAGCGCACAAUAGGGAGGCUGCACUUCAGCGAAACGACAUCCAACAAUAUGCGCAAGAAAGGGAAGCCUAACCCUGACCAGCGCUACUUCUACCUGGUGGUGAGCUUAUGUGCACAUUGCGGUGAUGCCGUCUACACCAUUGCAGCACAGUCCUCUCAAAAAAUUAUAGUUCGGGCCUCGAAUCCUGGCCAGUUUGAAAGUGACAUGGAGCUGACCUGGCAAAAGGGAUCAACACAUGAUGCCAUUUACCAUAUGGGCCCCGUUGGAAUAAACACUGAGAGAACUGAUGAGAAACUGGUUGUUAAUGGAAAUAUACUGCUGUCAGGCCAUCUCAUUCAGCCAUCUGAUGAGCGGGCAAAGUCAGAUGUCAUUGAGCUCGACACCAGAGAGCAGCUCAAGAAUGUGGCAAACAUGCGCAUCUAUCGCUACCGCUACAUACCCGAGUACGUGGAGCAUGCAGGCCUCAAAGAUGCGACAGACACCGGUGUGUUGGCGCAAGAGGUGCAGCAGAUUCUCCCUGACGCCGUGCACGACGGCGGUGAUGUGCUGCUCGGCAACGGUGACUGUAUCGAGGGUUUCCUGGUCGUCAACAAGGAGCGCAUUUUCAUGGAAAAUGUUGGGGCUGUCAAGGAACUCUGCAAGGUGACUGACAGCCUCGGGACUCGAAUUGAUGAGCUGGAGAAGAUGAACCGUGCACUGAACAAAAUUAAACGGGUUGACAGUGUCAGGUCAUGUUCCAGCAGUAACAGCACAAUUGUCAGUCGCACUUCUUUCCCCUCCAGGAGGAAUGCAUUGAGGGGCAAAAAGAAAAACGAAAAACCCUUCUGCAGCAAUAAGCUUGUUCAAGGAACCAUAACCAUUCUCAUACUUGUCAUGGCAUUCUGCCUGGCUGCCAUGGCAUCAUUGUACAUUCUCGAAUGGCAGCGAAGAAAUGAUCUGGUAGCGAAUAGUUCAAUCAAUCGUCAUGUAGUGCCUGUAAACAGCAGCAGCCAAGCAGAGCAGGGUACAAAAGGGCACAGCAACUCUGUUGACAAUGCAACUAAAUACAAGGACCCAGCAGACUCGACUAAACUUCAUCAUGAUGAAAAUGAGUCCAAACUGCCACCCACCACGAGACGGAAAGGAAUAGACUCUAGCAAUUCUGUGCCGAUACCUCCAAAUGCUGCUGGCCCAGCAACACGGUGGACUCACCCGCCAACAACACCUGCACCUCCCUUGGCCACAACUUCCGUGCCCAUUCUGCAGCCCAAGGUGAUUGGUACACCCCCGGAAUGCUUAGACGGUGUGCUGGCAUCAUGUACUGCCCACUGCUGUGUGGCUGCCAUUCCUGAAUCUCAAGACAGCAAUGCUCAAAGGGUGGGGCCUGCAGUUGUUGCUUCUACAGAGGCCUCUAGGUCAUCAGUAGAUAAGUCCAACAACAGUGUACCAGACUCGCCGGACCUGUCCAAGGCAAAACAGCCACUGGAUGAUCAGCCCUUGUUGGACCACCUGGCUGACACAGGCAGUGGACGGGUGUUUGUGGACGUGCAAGACAACAGUGCCCAGUGGGGCAAGCUGGGGGUGGUUCCCACUGCCCUCGUGCCACCCACGCAGCCUUCCCUCGAGCUGGGCUCUCUGGCAACAGUUGUGGAAACUGACCGCGUCCAGGAUGCCGAGGUAAAGCGUGCCGAUCACACAGACAAUGGUGCCGACAGCAUCGAUGCAUUGGCUUCUUCCCAUCGCCGUUCCAAGGCCAUGAGCAGCAGGAAAGGGGGCCACACAGUCGUCCAGUCACUUCGACUACUUGAACUUAAUGUGACACUUGGCCAGGAGUACUGCAACACUCUACAGUGUGUCCUGAGGUCUGGGCCUACAUUCAGCUAUCUGGUGCCACUGUCACGUUAUAUGCCACUGCAGUAUGUUACUCUGCAGUUCAGCCUUAUAGGUCCACACAAAAUGGCAAGCUGCAGCCCUCCAGAGAAGCAGAUAGCCUGCCCAGCACCUCUGCCAGGACUGGAUACACGGCCCAUGGCUUCGUUUCUGCCUCAAGACAAAAACCACUGGGCAGAGGAAGCUGCACCAUCUUGGAGAGUACCGAUUGGACUUUUCCUGCAAAGCAGCUACAACUUCAGAAUUCUCAAACAAGGGGAACAUUUCGAACAGCCAUGCAGCUUACCAAAGAGCAAGGCUGGUGAACUGUUCUGGGACUACAGUGUCACAUUCCACAGGCACUGCGAGAAGUGAAUGCAGAAACCGUCACGCACGACUCGUCAAAGCCGGGGCAGCACGGCAAGGCACUGGUGCUCCCCUCAUCGCAAAGUGGCAGUGCCCCUAUCAACAUGGUGGACAAAUUGCCACGCGAAGCUGCAACGUGUGAAGUGCUAAUUAACAGUCAGGCUGGACGCCACAUGCGCCCUCGACCACAACUUCAUCACCCAAGUCAACAACGUGCACAGCCCGACAAGCUGUGUUCCCAGUGAACUCUCUCGAGUGCCGUCAUUGUAAAUAAGACUUGAGUGACUGCGCUGGAAGGCUGCAUUGUCCAUACACAUUCCGUCCAGACUAGCUGCGCCACAGCUGACGAGAGUUUCACAACGCCAGUGACUGCAGGUCUACCACGCUAUACUCGCACAGCUCAGCGUCAUUUUUGUUAGAAUGCUGUGAAAAUAUUGACUUGCAAGCUCGAUACACAACUUCCUUUGGUUUUUAUUUUUCACCCUGUACCAUUAUUCAAAAUAGUUUUGAAGCAUCAUAUUUUUCGAAGUGAAUGCAAGCAAAAAUAUCUCACAACAGUGAUUAGUGGCCCUAUACAACAUGGUAGAGCUUACGAGGUCUAAAUAAUAGGACUUUACAGCCACAAGUAACAAUUCUCACAAAAGCCCAGUCUCUGCGAAAAAGAAGUUCCAACGUAGACACACUGCAAGCUAAGAUAGGAAAGUGCGCUCAGCGCAAUUACAUGUGAGAAAAAGAAUGGUGCACUGUUAACUGUGUUCACGUGAAUAUAAUGCAGCCACAUGUACUACGAUACAAGACAGCAGGAACUAGGAAGGUCUGAAAGAUUAAACUGCGUGUUAUGACCAUGACAUUUCUUGAUGCUGCAGAAGGCAACUCUGGACAAGGGCUUAGAAAAAUGAAAAAUAACUUGUGCAAGGACUUGGGAGAUAUCUGCGAGCUGUUAAUUUGUUCAUUCUAGAUAUCCAUCUUCAUUUGCUCAAAGUCACUGUUUCAUAUGUGCAGUACAACUUAACAGUGAAGUUUGGCCUCUACAAACUUUGCCUUGGUGCCAUCAUUGCGCGAUGCUUCACUUUUUCAAAUAUUGUAACCAGCUUGUAGAAUAUGGAACUUUUAAUAUUUCUUUCUUACAACUACUUUCUUUUUAACAAUCACGAAAUUGUUUCAGUACUUCUUACAUUUUUUUUUUGCAUGGUGCCUUUAAUUCUUUUGAUUGUUCAGUAGGCAUCAUUUCUUUCAAGUGGGGGUUUCAAACAAUGUGGAAUUACGCCAGCAUUUUACAUUGGAUGCCCAUGUUGGGCAGAUGGAAAAUAGUUAAUCCCUACCACGGAAGCUUCAAGUGUCAAAAGCAGAUAGAACGGUGUGCAAGAGCUUUUGGCUGGUGGAAACAGUGCACUGGUCAAUGAUUAGGCCCAGUGCUCAUGUUAAUCAAAAAUGAUAAUGUUGAUGAUUAUGCCAUUCGUAAUAAGUGCAUAUUUAUUCUACUGGACUACAUAACGGAGAAUUUCGUCGUAAAUCUUAAAAUGUGCGACAGUUUGAAACAUCAACGUUCAUUUUUCUUUUUGGUCAGUGCUUGCUUCCUCUUGCUUUAGCUUAUGUAAAAAUUCUGUUUUGACCAUAUGCAUAUCAACAUAUUUUACACCUGCCCAAGCGAAUGCAGUUAUGCACCUCUAGAUGUUGCACUGUGUCUAGUCAAAGGAAUUACAAACAGAAGAAUUAAACCAGGCUCAGCCUAUAGACUAUCCUUAAAAGAGUAGCACAGUUGCUACUUUUCACUGCAAAUAGGGCUUCAUUGAGAUAGAAAGCAGAAUUGAAGUAAAGUACAGUUGUCACCAAAAAACUGUAGUGCAGCUUAUAACAAAAUAUAGAAAUGCAUAGGUGGUGUUAUGGCUCAUCAGGUGCAUUUGCUCUAGAUGCAAGCAGCAAACAUUGCGAAAUAUGUGUGAUAGACCACACGGGCAAGUACUAAGAGGCAGGCACAAAGAAAAAUGAUCUUUAAAAGCAGUUGCCCACGAAAGAUUGUAGAACACUGAAUUGGUAAAGAAAGCGGAAAAAAAUUCUUGCAAAGCCCCUCGAAAAAAAAAAGUCUGAGUGGGCUGUUGCCACUGCAGCAAGCCUCGUGGCCCAUUAAAUUAGAAGUGCCAGGUCCUAAGGGAGCAGCAAUUCAUAUAUAUCGUGGAAACAGUGUCCAGCAUAUUUCCAUGAUCAUAAGCAGAUUGCUGUGGCUAUUGAAAAAUAAAAAGCCAGGAAAGGCGGGAUGGCAAAAUGGUGGGUUUUGUUGCCAUUCUGACAUUAAGAGCACGCUUCUUUUCUCUAUAGGCGUGCUGCAAUGCUGAUGUUAACUAAACAGGUUGGCUGCUUUCUUAUAUGCGUUCUUUCUUGUGACCAUAGUUCUUUCUGCAACUUGACAGUUGUGUUGCCUCAUUUGUCAUUCAUGUCUAUUGUACGGAACGUCCAACUAGCCCAACUACACCUUACCUACCUUAGACCAUGUGAACUAGCAUCUGGUUUCACUUCAUGUGGCUCAUGUAAACCUUGUUGUGCUAUUCAUCCCGAGAUAAGUUAAUUUGAUGUGCUUUUUUUUUUUGCCUUCAGCUGCUACUGUGCAGGUUUUUGGCAUAUUAUGCUUGGUGUCGCUCACUAAACGGUUCAAACUUUUAAAAAAUUAUGCCAUUUUAUUUUCAAUUUCUUAGUAAAGACAGACUUUACAAGGAAAAGUUAUUUCCUGAUGUGCCCUCCAUCGUUACCUUUUGAAGAUAGCUGCAGUUCACUAAGCUGUGAAACUCUCUGCCAGGUGUGGCAUAUGGCUAUGAUCUCUCCAUCGUUUUUUGCUCCGUGGUCCCUUGUGGGAGACCUCUUUUGAUUGGGGCUUGUGUGUGUGCCAUUGCAGAAAUCAUUGAUGCACAUUCAUUUUUGUCCACAGUAGUAGUACUAUGGUAUAGUAGUGCAAUACGACAUGCUAAGUGCAACCAUUUUUUGAGAGGGGGUCCCAAGGCAUGCAUGCACAGUUUAUAUGGACACUCUAUUGCUUAGACAGCGUUUGGUUGGUGGCACUUCAAAAGUCCAUUGUUAGUCUAAGUGAAAGAGGAAAAAAGAAAUAUAUGUACACUCCCCAUCAACUAAGAGAUUGUGCUCUCUCUAUUCCAGAGCAGGCAUUUUCUUAUGCAGCUCGCACCCAGCAGUCCUAAAGCCCAGCAGUCAUAACUAUACCACGCAGUCGGAAUACUGCGACAAACAUCUAUUACCGAAGCAGUUAACCCCAUUCACCCCGAAAAAUUUCUGGUUGGUAACAAUAUCGCACGACAGAAAAAAGCCGGCAUUGUGCCAAUCGGUCCGAGUGAUUUUCGUAGCUGGGAAAAAAGCAUUGCUCAUUGCAGCAUUGUAACAUGGAAUUAAGAGAAAACAGAGGGAAGGUGUACAGACUCACAGGCGCCGUGGAAUGCUGCUAGUGCAGCCAUAGUAGUACGGCGCAUUUCAGGAAAGUUGGUGGACGCAAUGAGCCCUGGCCGGGUUAGAGGGGCGACACAAUGCACAUGCAGAGAUAUGCAUGCGUGUUGCACCUCCUCUCUGGGCUGGCCAACAAUGCGAAUUUUGUCGCCGAUGAAAUUGCACCCGGUCGCACGAUAGAAAGCUUCCCAAUGUGAACGCACCUUUAAUGAUGUCGCAAGGCGGAGCUUAAAGGGGCCCUGCAACACUUUUCCAAGUAGCCAUAGAAUGGCUUCACUAACGGAGCUUAUUUCCUCACGAACCAACCACCGCAAAAAUUUUUAGAAUCCGUCCAGUACGAGCGGAGUUACAAAGAUUUGUCGCACGCUGUAAUUGCUUUCUCUCUUCUCUCGUCCCCACAAAAGCGCUGGAAGCUAAGCAGGGAGGGGGGGCACAGGGGGAAGAAGGUACGUCACGUGUGCCUCGUUACAUGGAGCACCUUUUUUUUUUUCUUCGAACGCGCAGCGUACUUUCAGGGCGAUUGUGCGCACAGGGGCAAGUGACGGCCUCCCGCGGCGGCCGCAGUAGCUACCAAGUGCACCAUGCUCAAAUCAGCCAACGGCGUGGAACUUGAGUCGGUGACACAAUGAUUUUGAGUCGAAAGCAUCAUUUGUCGA